This is a messenger RNA of Triplophysa rosa, 703 nucleotides long. RefSeq names its product ubiquinol-cytochrome-c reductase complex assembly factor 3. The record is from RefSeq and is a predicted model, not a curated record. Gene Ontology annotation, biological process: mitochondrial respiratory chain complex III assembly. Bases 136 to 381 code for a protein of 81 amino acids. Lineage: Eukaryota; Metazoa; Chordata; Actinopteri; Cypriniformes; Nemacheilidae. The transcript is spliced from 2 exons.
ACAGAGAACUCCCAUAAUGCACUGCAUCGUGUCAACUGACAUUGUGAAACGAGUUAGGAGCUGAGGGUGCUGCAUAAUAAAUACCACGGAUAAAAUUAUUAGGUUAUAAAUGCUGGCGGAGAGUUUGUGCACAUCAUGAGUGGCAUGAGGACUAUACUGACCUCGCUAGCCCUGGUCGGGUCUUUCGGGGCUGGCUAUGGUAUGUGGGCCAUAAUUGUACCUGGAGAAGAGAAGAAAAGGGAACUAUUGAAGAAUCUGCCGGAGUCUAACCCUGCCCGUAUGGAGGAGAGCAGGAGGAGAAAUGCCCUCAUGCUUCAGGUUCUCAAGGAUGCUGCAGAGACCCAAGAUAAUAUUGCACGUGGAUAUGGGGGGAAAAAAUGAAGAAUGCGUUUUGCACAAAAAUCAGACUCUCAGGUUCGUCUGUGAAUCUGCAGGAGGACAAAGCUGACUUAUUCUAAACAAGUUAUCAAUAAACUAAGAUAAAUUAUUUGCAUAAGCAUCUUGUAUCGUGGCAGAUUUGUUAGAUUAAAGUUGAUGGUUGUAAAUAAACUAAACUAUGAGUAAUUAAAAAAAUCAACGUCCUUGGAAACAGCAUUGUUGCUCUACAGAUACGAUUAUUCUAUGUAAAAAGUGUGACAGCUUGUUGUAGAUGAGAAUUGUGUUAUAAAAAAUCUUUAAAUAAUGUCGUCACAGUACAGAGGAU